Molecule: messenger RNA, 4197 nt
Organism: Pundamilia nyererei
Lineage: Eukaryota; Metazoa; Chordata; Actinopteri; Cichliformes; Cichlidae
Gene: gne
Product: glucosamine (UDP-N-acetyl)-2-epimerase/N-acetylmannosamine kinase
Exons: 15
Coding region: 175-2466 (763 amino acids)
Biological process (GO): UDP-N-acetylglucosamine metabolic process
Molecular function (GO): N-acylmannosamine kinase activity; hydrolase activity, hydrolyzing O-glycosyl compounds; UDP-N-acetylglucosamine 2-epimerase activity
Source: RefSeq, a predicted model, not a curated record
CGCGCUACCUCUCUCACUUCCUUUCUCUCCUGCUGUGUGCUGGGUUGCGCAUGCUCUCCCUUCGUUCCUCAAUACGUCCAUGAUAACGGCAAAAACAAAUCCUUGGAUAAUAAGAAUAUAAUAAUAAUAACAAUCAAAGAUUGCUUUUUAGCCAAGAAUCUGUAGAGGUGUGGCAUGGAUAUGCAUCUGGGUUCUGUGCAGAUAAGUCCUCACCCUCUGAAUAUUUGGAAGGCCCAAGAGCAGUAUUUUCUGAGAAUGCAAAGGAACAAAGAGAAGAAAUCAAUGGAAAAGAUGGGAGAGUCAAAUCAGUGUAAGAGGAAACUGAGGGUGUGUGUGGCAACAUGCAACAGAGCAGAUUAUUCCAAGCUGGCCCCCAUCAUGUCUGGGAUCAAAUCCCACCCAGAAGACUUUGAACUGGAAGUUGUGGUGCUUGGUUCACAUCUCAUUGAUGACUACGGGAACACUUUUCGGAUGAUUGAGCAGGACGACUUUGACAUUGGCUCGAAGCUCCACACUAUUGUGAGAGGAGAGGACGAGGCUGCCAUGGUGGAAAGUGUUGGGCUGGCACUUGUAAAACUCCCUGAUGUUAUACAGAGACUGAAACCUGACAUCCUGGUCGUACACGGUGAUCGUUUCGAUGCUCUCGCUUUGGCUACUGCUGCAGCAUUAAUGAAUAUUAGAAUACUUCACCUGGAGGGAGGAGAGGUUAGUGGUACAAUUGAUGACUCAAUCCGCCAUGCUAUCAGUAAACUGGCCCAUUACCACGCCUGCUGCACACGGAUGGCAGAGCAGCACCUCAUAGCUAUGUGUGAGGACCACUCUCGUAUCCUCCUUGCUGGCUGCCCUUCAUAUGACAAGCUGCUAUUGUCUCAUCACAGAGAGGACUACAUGGAUAUCAUCAAAAGCUGGUUGGAUGACAAGGUCCAGGAAGGUGACUAUAUUGUAGCAUUGCAGCACCCGGUCACGACGAACAUCCAGCACUCUGUUAAAAUCUAUGGGCUGAUGCUGGAUGCGUUGAUUUCCUUCAACAAGAAGACUCUCAUCCUCUUUCCCAACAUUGAUGCCGGAAGUAAGGAGAUGGUACGUGUUAUGCGAAGAAAGGGGAUUGAGCAACACCCAAACUUCCGAGCAGUGAAGCACAUUCCUUUUGAGCAGUUCAUCCAGCUUGUGUCACAUGCUGGCUGCAUGAUUGGAAACAGCAGCUGCGGGGUACGAGAGGCUGGGGCCUUUGGCACACCUGUCAUUAACCUGGGAACAAGACAAACAGGCAGAGAAACAGGUGAAAAUGUUUUACAUGUCAGAGAUGCCGACACUCACAAUAAAAUCUACCAUGCUCUGGAGCUGCAGUUUGGAAAGAGAUACCCCUGUUCUAAGAUUUAUGGUGAUGGCAACGCAGUGCCUCGUAUUCUCAAGUUUCUCCGUUCUAUUGACCUGGACGAGCCUCUCCAAAAGACCUUCUGCUUCCCUCCUGUGAAAGAUCCGAUUUCCCAGGACAUUGAUCAUAUCCUAGAGACACAAAGUGCUUUGGCCGUCGACCUGGGAGGGACCAACCUCAGAGUGGCCAUUGUCUGCAUGAGGGGCACCAUAGUGAAGAAAUACAGCCAGCCCAAUCCAAAGACUUUCGAGGCCAGAAUGGAACUCAUAUUAAAGAUGUGCAAUGAUGCCAUGCGGGAUGCUGUGGGCCUUAACUGUAGAAUACUUGGUGUCGGAGUGUCCACUGGUGGGCGUGUAAACCCCCAAGAUGGUGUGGUCCUUCACUCCACAAAGCUGAUUCAGGAGUGGUCUUCUGUGGACCUAAGAACGCCCAUAUCAGAUGCUUUACACCUACCCGUCUGGGUUGACAAUGAUGGCAACUGUGCUGCACUGGCAGAGAGGAAGUUUGGUCACGGCAAAGGAGUGGAGAACUUUGUCACAGUCAUCACAGGAACAGGUAUUGGAGGAGGAAUUAUCCAUCACAAUGAGUUGGUCCAUGGUAGUACCUUCUGUGCUGCUGAGCUGGGUCACAUCAUGGUUUCCCUGGAAGGCCCAGAGUGUAUGUGUGGCAGCCGUGGCUGUAUAGAGGCCUAUGCAUCUGGGAUGGCCCUUCAGAGAGAGGCCAAAAAACUGCAUGAUGAGGAUCUGUUGAAGGUGGAGGGGAUGGAUAUGAAACUCUCAGAGCCAAUCACUGCUGCACAUCUUAUCAGUGCAGCCAAAAUGGGAAACUCCAAAGCUGACGCUGUUCUGACCAAGGCCGCCACUGCACUGGGUGUGGGCAUCAUCAACAUCCUCCACAUAGUCAACCCUUCACAAGUGAUUCUGUCGGGAGUCUUGGCCUCUUACUACCAGGCGCCAGUGCAGCAUGUCAUCUCGCAGAGAGCGCUCUUCUCUGUCCAAAACAUCAAGGUUGUAACAUCAGACUUGGAAGAACCAGCUUUACUUGGAGCAGCCAGCAUGGUGUUAGACUAUGCAACCAGAAGAAUAUAUUAAAGAACAAAAUCAUUAAAACCUGCAAGGCAGUUUUGUCCCUGUGGUCUAACAAACAUACAAGUACAGUUAUUAUUUUCCAAAGUUGAAGUCUGUUAGUCGGAUUAAAAUCCGGAAACACAUGUGAAGUGGGAGUGGGUCUAGUGCAUGGGCCAGAAAUCCUAAUUCUCUUUUGUACAGUGCCUAUAGUAUCGAGGUUGAAUUAAUCUCCAAAACUUAUCUGUACAAGCUAGAACCUUCCUUCUGUGCUUGUGGUGUGGAUGGAUGGAAUAGUCUAUUUAUAGAAACCUUGUGACCAAAUUAUAGCUGAAUCUUGCUUCUGUUGCUUUCUUUCUAUUGUAACUUGAGUUUUCUAUCAAUUUUGUGCGGAUGUUGCAUUUCCAAUUGUAUGGAACAUACACAAUUUACAUUUUUAGUUUUUUUUGUGUGUGUUGUUGUUGUUGUUGUUGUUCUUCUUCUUCUUUUUUAUGAAUGAAAUAAUCUAAAAUGGUAUUAAGUAACUUUAAAUAUACACCAAUCUGUCACAACAUUAAAACUACAACUCACUUACAUGAAGAAUACCCAACAAUGUGGUAGUAGUCCCCAACAGCAGCACCAGCCUUGCCUUACUAUAAAGAUUCAACCCACAAGACCUUUGCCCUAUUUAGAGGACAAGUGGGACAUGCAGAGUACUAGGCAGGUGGUUUUAAUGUUGUCGGUGUUUGGUGUAUAAUAAACAUGAUUAAAACUGCUUUGGAUCUAUGGAUGCUAUAGUAUGAUAAGAGGUUGGGGGGUUGUUUGAUUGUUUGUUUUAUUUAAGUUUUUCCCAGGCUUGUUAUGAAGAUGUUAUUCUUCUGAAGAUGUACAACAUGGUUUUUAUGUACACCUUUAUACUGCAUUGCACAAUACAUGCUAUUUGUAAGUUUUAAAUACAUUUCUGUGGAUGUUUGUUUAAUAUUCAUCGAGAAAAUAAGUUUUAGACAAUUGUAAGAAAAAGACUGAAGUUAAUUAAGUAUUUAUUAUUCAACUUUUUAGUUAGUGUCCAAAGAAAAAUUGAAACUGCAUAGCAGUUCAAACAUUUUUUCUUUGCAUCUUUGAAAUGUUACAGUGAGUAUACAUCUAAGGUGUCAUUUGACCAGAUUAAAAUAUUUACUGUUUAGAAGGCAAAACGCCUAUUUAAUCAAUUUUUUCUUUCUUUUUUUUUAAAAUUAAUUUUCAAAUUUUGAUGUCUUCAGUUUUGUUUUAAAACUUAUAAAUGUUUAAUUUAUGCAUUAAACAUGCAUUGAGGUCUUUAUGAGGUUUUCACCUGAAAUGCUUUUCCAGUGGACCUGAAGGAAUUCCUACAAAUGUUGAGCACUCGAUAGUGGCUCCUCUCCUAUCUGUUGACCAGAUCAGUUUUUAUAUUAACGAACAAACACUGAACACUUUACGCCGAUUCAUCUGCUUGUUAACGCAAAUAUCUAAUCACGUCACAAAGCUCAGAACUUCUUAAACUUGUUUCAUGAACACGCCAGUGUACUCAAAAAAAACCUCCAAAGUCACCAGAUGUCAAUCCAACGCAGCACCUUUGGGAUGUGGUGGAAGGGGAAGACUGGCUUCAUGGAUGUCUAGCCGACAAAUCUGCAGCAACUGCGUGUGGCUAUCAACAUGGACCAAGAUGUUUAUUUUAUCUUGUUGAAUCUGUGCUAGCAACAGUUAAGCCAGUUUUGAAUCUAAAAGGCUGUUGAUAUUUGUGUAAUAAAGAACUUUUAAUUA